Molecule: messenger RNA, 1227 nt
Organism: Metarhizium acridum CQMa 102
Lineage: Eukaryota; Fungi; Ascomycota; Sordariomycetes; Hypocreales; Clavicipitaceae
Source: RefSeq, a predicted model, not a curated record
AUGGAAGACUGCGGCAUUGACACCGAGUUGAAAGAAAUACUUGGAGAUGAAAAGUUUGAGUUCGACUCAGAACUGGCUCAGCUGUCCGUAGAUAUUGCCGAUAUCAUCAACUCCUUGCUGCGGCUUUCCAUGUCGAUAAGGAAUCCGGCGCCGCAUGACCACUUCGUGUCGACCGAGUACGCAGAAGCAAGUUACUUUAGCGAUUUCGAUGUUCGACGCGCGGGGGCCAAGUACAAGGAUGCAAACCAAGACUUGGUUAGACGAUUAGGUGAAGCAAUAUCCAGGAGGCGGCGGUACUUGAAGUAUCGCGAGUCGCAUCAUGCCAAGUUGUCUCAAGGCCUUGACCUCGACCAAGGCUGCGCCGAGGCGGGAGAAAAGAGCACAGUUGCGUCAUCGGUGCCUCUGGCUAUUAAGGACGUUGGGAAAUCGGCGCCAUUGUUCGGUGAACUAGACGAGGACGACCACUCGGAGACCAAUCUCCCAGACAUCAUACGCCACGACCGCACCAGACUCCGAGAAACUCCGAGUCCCGCCUCUUCCAGAACAAUAAAGAGCACAGCAGGCGUCACGAAUGGAUGGAUCACGUGCUCCAAACGCAUUGGAAGACCUGGAGAUGCCCAGGCUCAUGCGAAGGAUGUUGGUCCUCUGAAGCGUCCCUUAGGCAACACCUUGCAACAGCUACACUCGGCUAUCGCAAGCUCCGGAGGUCUGAGUGCUAUUAUUGCAAGAAAUGAGCGAAUGAAACCGCUAGACGCAAAGACCGAUUGCCCGUUGUGCGGGGAGACGCUGGAUUCAACCAAACAGUAUCAGCGACAUGUGGGGAAGCACCUAGUCGACCUGGCUCUCUUUACUUUUCCCAAAACCGGCGACAGGGAAGAUCCAGACGACGAUGUUGAGAUGUGUGAUGACAAGGUGGAUGAUGGUAGCGAGGUGGACGAGGAUAACGAGAUGACAGUGGAUAACGAGCUGGACCAAGCCGACGAGCUGGACGUUGAAGCCGAGAUGUAUACAACUGAACUUGAAGGGGGUCACGAAAUGCUCCAAACUGCUGGCAGCAACUCAAUCCCGUCCAAUCAGCAAACCCCAAAGGCAUUGGCCAAAGUGAACAAGGUUUGGCAAUGCGUGCGUAUCAUCGUCCACCUCAGCACUCAAGAUCAGAUAAUAAUACGCAAUAAUGCUCCUGCUAUGGUGGCUGGUUCUCGGUUUAUCUGGACUAUUUCUGUCUGA